CUAAUUACCCCACAUUGUUUAUCUUGAAUGUUUAGGAUAAUGGUAAGCGUUUGGAAGUAAGAACAACACACGGAUAUAUAUGACAAGCGGACAUUGAGAUGUUGAAAAUACAGUCAAUCGGCAACCAUGGAAAUGGAUUUUAAUUACUGAUGAGUGUGUUUGAAGAUUUUCACUUUCGUACCAAAGAUGUGUGACGAGUCUAUAUUAUGUGUCAAGUAGCCAAAUAAGCGAUAUAAGCAUCGUAUACUUUACCUAUAGUGUUUAUUUAAACAUCAAGAAUGGAUAAUUAGUGUUUAAUAAACAUAUAUUAGGGAAUUAGUUAACGAUGUUAACGGACGACAUAUGACUUAUGACCCAGUGAUCAGGGACAAAAUGUAAAGCGCCUAUGAACGCACAUCUCAAUUAUGAAAAAAGGGCGCUUUAUAAAUGUGGUAUAUAAAAAUAAUAAAUUAGUGCACUUUAUGUUCAGGUGCUACUUUUUGAACAUUUUUUCUAGUUUUUUAAUCAUCAACCGUUUAUCUGUUUUGAAAAAAAGUAAUAAGCUCGAAUAUACUCGCUUAAACGUGUGAACGCGUGGUGUGUGAAGUACAUUUCAAGAAGCAUAAUGAUAUCUGUCUUGACCACUUGAGAAAACAAUUGUUAAUUUAUUGCAUACUCAACGUGAUCUUCUGCUGUAAAUGCCUCAAGAAGAAUAUAGGCAUUAACGUUUUCUCUGGAGAAAAUGUACAUGCAAAAGUGUUUUUCCGACUGUCACAAAUUGGAGCUACCGUUUAUUUGCAUGACUAAACAUUGUCCUCAGUAUUUUGCAUCUUCAGAAAAAAACAGCUUUUAUUAAAGUGAUUGUGAACUUUUGCCUAACGUCAUGCGAACAGAAAUCCCGCUCAGUAUUUUGCGCAUGCGCAUGCUGUCCAUGCUAUUUUGCGCAAUGCCUCUGACUGUAGCCCAGGGAAGUCGAAGCGCCAAAAUCGACGGCACUUUUCUUAUUGGUGCCAUGUUUCCAAUCCACAAUCUACACGAGGGUGGCACGUGUGGUGACGUCAUACAGGAUCAGGCAGGCAUUCAGAACCUGGAGGCGCUGUUGUAUGCCAUUGACAAAGUGAAUAAUGAAAUUCUUAAAGGCUUGGACUUCAAACUCGGUACGCUCGCAUACGACACCUGCUACAGCGACACGGAGGCCCUUAAAAGGGCACAGCAGUACGUGACAUACCGGAUCUACACUCUGGAGCUGGACUCUAUGUUCAAGUGUGCUGACAGCAGUAGGCCCUCACUAAAUAACAACGGGACUCUUAUCGGAGUGGUCGGGGCCGCCACUUCAGUGGUCUCCAUUCAGCUGGCCAGCUUCUUCCGGCUCUUCAAAAUACCCCAGAUUAGUUACGGUGCAACGAGUACGGAGCUGAGCGACACCUCGCGGUACGAUUUCUUCAUGCGCACCGUGGCCUCCGACACACAUCAGGCGAGGGCUAUUGUCGAAAUACUCAAGCGUUUCCAGUGGACGUACGUGACCUGUGUGCACGACGACACCAGUUAUGGCGAGAGGGGCUACCAGGAAAUAUUCAAGCUAGCCCAAGAGGAAAAGAUCUGUAUCGCAGAAGCAAUUAAAGUCAAACGAUAUGUUUCUUCUGAAGACCGACAGUUGGAAGACGCCGUUAAAUCGCUGAGAAUCCAUAACAAUACGGAAGGAAAGACGGUUGUUAUCCUGUUUGCAUCGGAUGACAUCUCAAAAAAGAUCUUCCGAAUUGUCGCCAAGAUGGGAAUCCAGCAUCAUUUUCAAUGGGUGGGAUGUGACGCUUGGAUCGGAAGAAGUGUCCCAACGGAGGUUCAAGACGUUGUAGAAAGUACCAUUGGGGUCCAGCCGAAAAUUUUGACCAUCCCUGAUUUUGACAAAUAUUUUCUCAGACUGCGUCCCGACACAAAUACACGGAACCCAUGGUUCAAGAAGUACUGGGAACAACUCUUCAACUGUUCCGUCGUCAGUGACGCCAUUGGUAACGCCGUCGGUCGUGAUGCUUCCGAUAAGAAGAAUUUACUUACCUCGUGUGAAAAUGAUGUCGCUUUGUCAUCAGAAGGAAAUCCUACCAGAUUUGGUAAAUACCAACGCAACCAGAACACCUACUCAACAAUGGACGCUGUAUAUGCGUUCGCAUACGCCUUGAAGGAAUGGCACAGACGGUUAUGUGGCCAGAUGAAAGGUGUUUGUCCCGCUAUGAAAGAGGCAAAGCCCGAAGACCUCAUGCUGCAAGGAUAUCUCAAGAAUGUAACUUUUAAAGAUCCAGUAGGUUUCGAAUUCCAGUUCAACAACACUGAUGGUCCAGCCCGCUACAGCGUCAUGCAGUACUUCCGAAACGAGUGGAGGGAGGUGGGAGACAUUGCCGAUAAUCGUCGGCUGUUUCCGGGCAACUCUAUACGCUGGUUUGAAAAUAACGAAUCUCUCGGUUACCAAGCGUCCAUGUGUUCGGCAGAGUGUCGGCCCGGGGAGGCUAAGCAGCCGAUUACCGGAAGAAGCUGCUGCUGGUCGUGCCGCGCAUGCGCACAGUUUGAGUAUCUUCACGAAGAAACCCAGGCUUGCAUCGCGUGCCAAGCCGGGACAAUAACCAACCAAUCAAAAAACGGCUGCGCGGACAUACCGGAAAAAAGCAUGAACAUGCGCAAUAAGUACGUAAUCAUUUUCAUGGCGUUCGUCUGCCUUGGUAUUGUGGUCACGUGUCUUAUAGCAGUGUUGUUCUUCUGGCAUCGGGACACGCCUCUCAUCAUGGCUUCGGGGAAGGAACUGAGCUUCGUACUUCUAUUCGGGGUGGUGCUUUCAUACGCAUCAACCUUCGCGUUCGUCGCUUACCCAACGUCGACUUCUUGCACCUUCACCAGGGUGCUUCUCGGAUUAAGCUACACUAUUUGCUACGCCGCUAUACUCGUAAAAACCAACCGGAUUUACCGAGUGUUUAACAUACACACGAGUAAGCCCAAGAAAGUUACGUUCAUAAGUGCUAAAUCACAGUUGCUAAUCACCAGCGCGAUAGUGUUCGUGGAGAUCCUAGUACUCGUUUUCUGGUUGAUAUUCGCACCGGCUGACGUAGUGUAUGAACACCCGACCCCCGCUGACAAUGUGCGCGCGUGCGGCGACGCGCGCGGCCACUCUUACAUCAUCUCGCUCAUCUACCCGCUGUUACUGAUGAUCGCGUGCGUCUACUACGCGGUGCGCACGCGUAAAACGCCCGACGGCUUCAACGAGACGCGCUACAUCGAGUUCGGCUCCUACUCGUUCAGUAUUCUCUGGAUCGCCUUCAUCGCCAUGUACGUGUCCGUCUCGAACAUUUUCCUGCGGGUUGGGGCAUUAUGCUUCUUUUCCGUCGUGAACGCCACCAUCACGCUGAUCACGCUGUUCGUCACCAAGGCGUAUAUUGUGCUGCUGAAGCCGCAGAAGAACACGCGCGAGAACGUCAUGUCCCGUCGGCGCACGCGCAACAGUUACGAAAAUGUGGACAUUCGCAACCUCAGCCGCAUGACAAGCGCGGUUUCAAACUUGCACUCCACACACCCUAUGGUUGGUUCCAAGACGUCGUCGAUGAUAAAUGGUCAAGUGCCGCAGACAAACGGACCCAACCUCCCAGUUUCUAUUUCCGCCGUUAAUCUUUACAACAGUAGCAAAUCAGUCGAGAGCCUUUACUCUGUAAAGUCCGUGGUUUCCGAUCCGCCGGACCAUCGACAAUUCGAGAAUGAAGAGAUUCAUCAAUAUCCCGACCCUGUUCGGAAAUCUACGGAUAUUGUCGAUUUGAGACUGAAUGACUUUCUCGAGAAAGGUCGCACAAGUCAUGAAAACGAGGCCGUUGAGGACGCUAGUCCUGGAAUCAUUUCCGGUGGCAUCCCAAGGCGUUCACUCCGCUCAUUUCGGUCCCGGAAGCAGCGGUGCCGCACGAUGAAGCGGACAAAAAGCCUGAACGCUGCGCACCAUCCUACCAUAGUGGUCACCUCGGCGUCGAACGAGGACAUCUCUACACGGUUCAAGGUCAUUCAUCUCUGACGAACAUUUAUUCGUUUUGAUACACAUAUAUCAUCAUUUAUACGAGGUUGGCGAUGUUAUGCGUUGACGUUUUGAAUAACAAUUCAAUGUAAUAUGCUAUUUUAUUUAAAUGCUAAGUGGUGAAAUGUUGAAAUUAUCGGAUAAGUCAUUCCCUAGAGUAGCUUGCUAUAACAAGGAAGGACUCCCUUUUUAAAUGUAAAAUUCUUUUGAAAUAUAGUUCUGAUGCAUGUCUUGUCACUGUUUUUUAUAGUAAAUUAUCAAAAGGAAGUAAAGAUCAAUAGUAUUUAAUGUUAUCAAUGAAGUUACAAACACAAAUAAUCAACAAUCAAUAUAUAUUAAUAUUCAAAUCACAACAUGCCCGGUCUGCGUAAUUAUUUUAUUUUAUAAAUUUCCUCGCUUUGCUGAAAAAAAAUCAUGUUAUUACUCCGAAAGCAAACAAAUCUCCGUUCUUUUAAUACGGAGUAAGUUCACUAAGUCUCUUUGUUUUACACACAUAUAGUGUCGCCUCAAACACUCGGGAUUCCAUCUUAAUAGAAGUUGUCUUUGUUAUGUGCUUUUCCUAAUCCAUCUACAUGUAUUUGUUGUUGAUAUGUUUGGAGAAUAUGACAAACACAUUUAAUUUGUGACGCACAUUUCUUUGUUUGUUGUCUGAUAAUUAUAAUGCUAUGAAUUAUGUUUGUUGUAAUAAUGCCAUAUGACAUGCUUAUGUUAAUGAAUGUUAUAUUUU
Messenger RNA from Dreissena polymorpha, 4742 nucleotides. Its product is annotated as metabotropic glutamate receptor-like. Gene Ontology annotation, molecular function: adenylate cyclase inhibiting G protein-coupled glutamate receptor activity. The transcript has 14 exons. Gene Ontology annotation, cellular component: membrane. Gene Ontology annotation, biological process: G protein-coupled receptor signaling pathway. Lineage: Eukaryota; Metazoa; Mollusca; Bivalvia; Myida; Dreissenidae. The coding region runs from base 863 to 4015 and encodes 1050 amino acids. The record is from RefSeq and is a predicted model, not a curated record.